AUGACUGCAGAUACGGUCCAACCUCUACUGGUCAAGUUGCCGUUGGCAGGCACUCAAACCUUUGCAGGUCGUUCUCAAAAUCCGUACUACAUUACCGCCUUGUAUUAUCCCUUCAUCUCGAUGGGUGCAAUUCCUUCCAUUCUGCCCCAAGACCUUCAGUUUCUCGAAUCACAAUGUUGCAUACACGUGCCAACCCGCCCCAUCAUGGAUGAGUUGAUGCGCCAAUAUUUUCUUCAUCUGCAUCCAAUGCUCCCAAUCAUCAACGAGGCUUCAUUCUGGAAUAUCUAUUCCAGCGACACUGGAGAGUACGCAUUAGACGAUCGAAUUCCGUUAAUCGUUUUACAAGCAAUGCUUUUCGCUUGCUGUAAUUUUGUCCCAUUGCCUUUUCUUAGAAAUCUCGGAUUCGGUACUGCCCGAGUUGCUCGUGCUGCUUUCUACCGCCGCGCAAAGCUUUUAUUCGACCUAAAUGCAGAAUCCUGCCCGAUAGCUCUCUCGCAGGCCGCACUCCUUCUUUCCUCGUGGUCGUUAUUUUCGGCCGGUAUCCAGAGGAAUCCCAGCAUCCCCUGGCUUGACAUUGCUAUUCAGCAGGCUAAAAAUGCCGAAGCCCAUAACCACGAAGUCAUUAGAACGUGGCCUAAAAGGCGCGCGGUCUUGAAACGACUCUGGUGGUGCUGCAUCAUCCGUGAUCGUAUCUUUGGCAUGGGAAUGCGAAAUGGCAUUAAAAUUACGCGCAAUGACUUUGAUUUCCAAAUUCAGAACGCCCUUGGGUUCGCUGAUCUUAGCGAUGAGAUUGAAAACAGCAAAGUGCACGACCCUGGCACAAAACGACGGCUGGUUGAAAUAUUCGAGCUGCUGAUUGAACUUUGCAUCAUGCUCACAGACAUUCUGGAUCUCGCAUUUCCUCUCGAGACUAGUUCUGGAUGGCGUGAGGUCUGUAUGGAUGAGGAGGAAAGAGUUACAGGUUACAAGUUGGCAUUAGAAAGGUGGCACAGGAGAGUGGUACUGAAGUUCCCUGAGCUACCUUCGCAAACUAGAUCUUGCGAGCAAGAGGUCCAGCACGGCACUGUAACACUCUGCCUUAAAUUGCUAUUUAUGUACCACUACUCUGCGAAAGUCGUCCUCUCCCACCAUGAAAUACUACAACUCGCUAUGUCACCAAUAUCAAAUUCUGCCAGCUGCUCGCGUGCUCUCAUUCUUGAAGACAAUCUACAUGAGCUUCAAGAUGCCACGUCAGGUAUUACGGAUUGCCUUGCAGAUUUGAUACAUCUUGAGCUUGCCCAGUGGCUUCCGAUCAGCGCUGUCGCAUGUACAGCUUUGCCUCUUUUUCUUUACAUCCUCGACGUCAAAGUACUGUCUUCGCCACGAAAUUUCGUUUACUUGCAGCCAGAGGGUAAAGAAAGGCGUUUGAUGUUACUUGUCGAGGCUAUGAAAACUUAUCACCCACAGUAUGAUGGUGUCGAUUGGGUCAGCGAAACAAUCAGGCAUGCCAUCUGCCUUGCAAGAUGGGAUCAUGCAACGCUAAGACAAGAGCUGGAAAACGACACGCGAAAAGGUAUUGACAUGGCUGGUUGGACCGAAAUGUUAUCUUCACGUCCAGGAUGGUAUCUCCGUCUCGCGCUGACGAUAGACUUAUCUUUGAGUAAGGGCCGUUUCCCAGAAGACCGAGACUUUCCUGUUGGCCUUCGAGGCCUGCUGGUCGACAUUGGCCAGAGGAGGCCACUGCUGAAGCAAAUUGAGCAGAAGGCAGUUGCGAGGAGCGAUUCAUUGGUGUGUGUUGUGAGACCGCCCUUAGAUUUCGAGGAUUCGAUUUCUCAACAGAGCGUCAAGGACGUGCAACACCCCGGAAUUUAUGCCAACUUGGAUAAAAAAAUUGGCGUGUCUGAAAAAGACUUGAAGCAGAGUCACGGGGAUGGUUUUGGGGAGCCCUUUUCAUCGGACACGAUCGGUUUCAAACCUCAAGAGGACUUUUGCCUGGGAGACUUGGCUCUCAUGAACGAACCAGUGGAAGGAUUUGACAUGCUUGCCGAUGAGGUUUUCAGUAUCUUGAGCGCGGACAACAAUGUAUCUAGGUAG
Messenger RNA from Ilyonectria robusta, 2073 nucleotides. Its product is annotated as fungal-specific transcription factor domain-containing protein. Gene Ontology annotation, molecular function: DNA binding; zinc ion binding. The record is from RefSeq and is a predicted model, not a curated record. Gene Ontology annotation, biological process: DNA-templated transcription. Lineage: Eukaryota; Fungi; Ascomycota; Sordariomycetes; Hypocreales; Nectriaceae. The transcript is spliced from 3 exons. The coding region runs from base 1 to 2073 and encodes 690 amino acids.